Pristis pectinata (smalltooth sawfish) is the source of this 1379-nucleotide messenger RNA. RefSeq names its product oligosaccharyltransferase complex subunit (gene ostc). The coding region runs from base 66 to 515 and encodes 149 amino acids. The record is from RefSeq and is a predicted model, not a curated record. Gene Ontology annotation, cellular component: oligosaccharyltransferase complex. The transcript has 4 exons. Lineage: Eukaryota; Metazoa; Chordata; Chondrichthyes; Rhinopristiformes; Pristidae.
GCCGCGCACCGGAAGUGGUCGUUGGUGUUUCCGGGACACGUCGCGGCCCGGGUUGAUGGUCGGCGAUGGAGACGGUGUUCGCGCUGCCAUUCGCGCUGCUGGAGUGUCCCAACGUGAAGCUGAAGAAGCCGGGAUGGCUCCACAUGCCGUCUGCCAUGACUGUGUACGCCUUGGUCAUCAUCUCCUACUUCCUGAUCACCGGCGGUAUCAUUUAUGAUGUGAUUGUGGAGCCACCCAGUGUGGGGUCGAUGACAGAUGAACAUGGCCACCAAAGGCCUGUCGCAUUCUUAGCGUACAGAGUGAAUGGACAAUACAUUAUGGAAGGUCUUGCUUCUAGUUUUCUGUUUACAAUGGGAGGUCUGGGGUUUAUAAUCUUGGAUCGCUCAAAUGCACCCAAUAUUCCAAAACUGAAUAGAUUCCUGCUUCUGUUCAUUGGCUUCGUCAGUGUCCUAUUGAGCUUUUUCAUGGCCAGAGUCUUUAUGAGAAUGAAAUUGCCAGGUUACUUGAUGGGCUAAUUUCAAGUUUGAAGAUCUAAAACUGCAGUUCAGAGUGGAGCAACAGACUCAAAACUGCAAUUAAAAAAUGUGAUAUGGACACGGACAUUUGUAAAGAAAACAAUAAAUAUGUUUUUACAACAAGUGUUGUUACAUAUGGUGGUGUAGCUUUAUUAGCUACUGAACUGAAUCAAUUCAAAGAUAACUGCCAAUUGUUAGUUUCACUAUUUGUAGAGUAGUAGGGAGAGGAGUCUGCAUGCUCAGCCUGUGUUUUGCGAUAGCUGACUAAAAAAGAAAGCAUCAUCUGUACAGUGCCCUUCCUAAUCUCAGGAUGUUCCAAAGUGCUUUGUCACCACUGAAGAGUUGUCACUGUUGUAAUACAGCAAAACAGCAGCUAAUUUCUGCACAGCAAGGACAUGUGGCAACAUAAAAAUGAUAAUACCUAUUCUGGUGAUAUUGGUCAAGGGACAAAUAUUAGCUUGGAUACCAGUGGGAACUUUCCAUUUGUUCAUAAUGGGGUGAUGGGGACUUCUGUGCCAAAAGAUGGUGCCACCAGUAGCGCAGCACCAAAAUUCCAGCAUGUAUUAUAUGUUCAUGUCACUGGAGUGGAACUUGUACUCAAACUCUCUGAGGCAAGAUUGCUACCUGCUGAGCUACAGCUAACUAACAGGCUGCCCUUCUACAAAUGUUAAGAAAAGAAUGUUGUUUGGAAUAUUGCAUUUAUUUUAAUCACUUAUUUCUGAAAGAAUUAUUUUUUUUAAUUGCACAAAACUGUUAAUUAAAAUCAUUGCCUGUUGGAACUCUUUGUGGUGCAGGCUGUCUAGCGCAUUGAACAUUACACUUUUGUAAUAAAAUUGCAGAGCUGAAUUCUGAUCGUGACUUAAA